CUUGUGCCUAACUUCAUCAUGAAGCGAGCCGGGCGAACCGCUUGGACAAGUGUGUAUCUUACCGGAGCUCGCAGGUGUUUUGCUGCUUCUCUACCCUCCACUUCUUGCUGUCGCCGAACUUCCCUAUUGUCUGCUCCGAGAACCACGGCGGUGCCGCGUCGAACAGUAAUGUCGUCAGCGCAGUGGACAUGCGCCCCGAGAGUGUUUCCCACCUCGGGAGUCAAGUUGCUGGACCAGUCCGCUGAGCUUGACGAGGAGACACUGCCGACUUACCAACCCGAGAAAUACUACCCAGUCACCCAGGGUGAAGUACUCAAUGGUCGGUAUCAAACCCUUGCCAAACUAGGAUACGGGGUCACCUCCACAGUUUGGCUAGCGAAAGAUUUGGUUGCAUCGACAUAUGUGGUUCUAAAGGUUUACGUCACGGGCCAAAACCGGGACCUCGAGCGAGAACUAGACAUCUACAAGCAUAUCAAUUCAGUGGAAGCACAACAUCCUGGAAGAAACUUUAUUCGCAGACUCCUCGACCACUUUUAUCUUCAGGGGCCUCAUGGCUGUCACGCCUGUCUUGUUCACGAGCCUCUCGGAAUGACUGCAGACUUCCUGGUGACGAUGGCUCCUCGGAACGAAAGAACCCUUGAUUUCAUGAAGCCUGCUAUCCGACAGCUACUUGUCGCCCUGGACUUUCUGCAUUCGGAGUGCCAUAUCAUCCAUACAGAUCUUCAGCUGAAGAACUUACUACUUCCCGGCCCGGAGACAAGCCAUCUUUCCCGAUUCGAAGAGCGUGAAGUUGCAAACCCAACACCCCGAAAGAAGCUCAAAGAUCGAACAAUCUACAAGUCUUUAGGUUUCCUUUCUCCAGGAGGACUGCCAAUUCUCGCUGAUUUUGGGGAAGCUCGAUUAGGCGAUAAAAAGCACAAUGGCGAUAUCAUGCCGAAUGUUUAUAGAGCUCCGGAAGUGAUUCUAAGGUCGAGCUGGGACUACAAGGUGGAUAUAUGGAAUAUCGCCAUGGUCGCCUGGGAUAUUGUUAGCUCUCGCACCCUGGUCAAUGGCAAAAACCCAGAUGGCAUAUUUGAUGAUCGGGUUCAUAUGGCAGAGCUGAUUGCCCUGCUAGGCCCCCCGCCCCCUGAAUUCCGGGAACAGAGACACCUCAGCUCGGCCUUCUGGGAUGAGUCAGGGAACUGGAAGGAUGUUGCCCCCAUUCCAGAUAUUACCCUCGAGAGCCUGGCGGAGGAGGUGGAAGGGGAAGACAAAGAAGGGUUUUUACGGUGGCUCCGGAUGGCCUUGCAGUGGAACCCUGAGGACCGGCCCACGGCCUUGGAACUCCUAUUCGACGAGUGGAUGAUGAAGGGGCUUUGAAAGUGAAGGGGGGACAUGCAAAUACGCGGCUGAACAAGAUCAACGACCGUUAUACGGACUUGAACCAUUCUGCCACUGGAGAGCAAUCAGUACCCUAUCAGGUGCUCCAUGGUCGGCAGGAUACUGACGAUGAGAAAACACCAAGAAUCUCCUCUGAACCGGCUAUAAAGUACCAGUAGCAAUAUCACACCUAGUAGAAUAGGUGCUGAGUAUCUGCUUAUUGACCGGUG
Aspergillus costaricaensis CBS 115574 is the source of this 1589-nucleotide messenger RNA. Its product is annotated as putative protein kinase. The coding region runs from base 19 to 1359 and encodes 446 amino acids. The transcript is spliced from 4 exons. Gene Ontology annotation, molecular function: ATP binding; protein kinase activity. Gene Ontology annotation, biological process: protein phosphorylation; regulation of mRNA processing; spliceosomal complex assembly. The record is from RefSeq and is a predicted model, not a curated record. Lineage: Eukaryota; Fungi; Ascomycota; Eurotiomycetes; Eurotiales; Aspergillaceae.